CGGAAAUUUACCAAAGGGAGCGCGCUGCCGCGGGGGCGGGGCCGAGCCGGCCCCUCGGCGAGCGGAUUGGUGGGUGCGGCGGUGACGCGCGGUGACGCGCAGGGGCUCGAGGCGCACGUUGGCUGUGGAGCGGGGAGCCCACAUAAACAAAGGCACAUUGCGGGGAAGGGCCAGUCCACCCGCCUCGCCCGCCCGGCGCGACGCUGACGCCGACGCCGCUCUGCCUGCCGCCGCCGCCCGGCACUUGGAUGCGCGCACGGGCCGCCGCUCUACGCCAGCGCGCCGGGCAGGCUGGAGCCCUCCUUCGUGCUCUGAAGCCGCGGAAACUCCGCUCCCCGCUGAGCUCCGACGCUGUCCGCCUUCGGCUCUCCCGAAAACGCCUCUCACCCGGCUGAAGCCAUGCCCUGUGUUCAGGCUCAGUAUGGGUCCUCGCCUCAAGGAGCCAGCCCGGCCUCCCAGAGCUACAAUUACCACUCUUCGGGAGAAUACAGCUCCGAUUUCUUAACUCCGGAGUUUGUCAAGUUUAGCAUGGACCUCACCAACACUGAAAUCACUGCCACCACUUCUCUCCCCAGCUUCAGUACCUUUAUGGACAACUACAACACAAGCUACGACGUGAAGCCACCUUGCUUGUACCAAAUGCCCCUCUCCGGACAGCAGUCCUCCAUUAAGGUGGAAGACAUUCAGAUGCAUGGCUACCAGCAGCACGGCCACCUCCCCUCUCAGUCCGAGGAGAUGAUGUCCCACUCAGGCUCCGUGUACUACAAGCCCUCGUCGCCCCCGACCCCCUCUACGCCCGGCUUCCAGGUGCAGCACGGCCCCGUGUGGGACGACCCUGGCUCCCUGCACAACUUCCACCCCAACUAUGUGGCCACCACGCACAUGCUCGAGCAACGCAAAACGCCUGUCUCCCGCCUCUCCCUCUUCUCCUUCAAGCAGUCGCCCCCCGGCACCCCUGUCUCCAGCUGCCAGAUGCGCUUUGACGGGCCACUCCAUGUCCCCAUGAACCCCGAGCCAGCCGGGGCCCACCACACUGUGGACGGACAGGCCUUUGCAGUCCCCAACCCCAUUCGCAAGCAGCCCUCCAUGGCCUUCCCGGGGCUGCAGCUGGGCCAUGCUCCGCAGCUGCUGGAGAGCCAGGUGCCCUCGCCACCCUCACGGGGGUCCCCCUCCAACGAGGGGCUCUGUGCUGUCUGUGGGGACAACGCUGCCUGCCAGCACUAUGGUGUUCGUACCUGCGAGGGCUGCAAGGGCUUCUUCAAGCGCACAGUGCAGAAGAAUGCCAAGUACGUCUGCCUGGCCAACAAGAAUUGCCCGGUGGACAAGCGCCGCCGCAACCGCUGCCAGUACUGCCGCUUCCAGAAGUGCCUGGCCGUCGGCAUGGUGAAGGAGGUGGUGCGCACAGACAGCCUCAAAGGCCGGAGGGGUCGCCUGCCAUCCAAACCGAAGAGCCCCCAGGAGCCCUCUCCCCCCUCUCCCCCGGUGAGUCUGAUCAGUGCGCUGGUGAGAGCCCAUGUCGACUCCAACCCGGCUAUGACCAGCCUGGACUAUUCCAGGUUCCAGGCUAACCCCGACUACCAGAUAAGUGGAGAUGACACUCAGCACAUCCAGCAGUUCUACGAUCUCCUGACUGGCUCUAUGGAGAUCAUCCGAGGAUGGGCAGAAAAAAUCCCUGGCUUCACUGACCUCCCAAAGACAGACCAGGACCUACUCUUCGAAUCUGCCUUCCUGGAGCUGUUUGUGCUGCGGCUGGCAUACAGGUCAAACCCAGUGGAGGGCAAGCUUAUCUUCUGCAACGGGGUAGUCCUGCACCGGUUGCAGUGCGUCCGCGGCUUUGGGGAGUGGAUUGAUUCCAUUGUUGAAUUUUCCUCCAACUUGCAAAACAUGAACAUCGAUAUCUCUGCCUUCUCUUGCAUCGCUGCCCUGGCCAUGGUCACAGAGCGGCAUGGGCUUAAAGAACCCAAGAGGGUGGAAGAGCUUCAAAACAAGAUUGUGAAUUGUCUGAAAGACCAUGUGACUUUUAAUAACGGGGGGCUGAAUCGCCCCAACUACUUGUCCAAACUCUUGGGGAAGCUCCCCGAACUCCGCACGCUUUGCACGCAGGGGCUGCAGCGCAUUUUCUACCUGAAACUGGAAGAUUUGGUGCCACCGCCAGCAAUAAUCGACAAACUUUUUCUGGACACUUUACCUUUUUAAGACUCUUCCUGUGCACUUGCACUGAACAGAAAUGUCACCUGGCUGAAGGGGACUUGGCCUGGGCCCCUAGUGGCACCCCUGGGUGCUCACCUCCCCCCCCCCCCCCCCCCCCCCCCAACCCAGUGUUGCUAACUCCUGCAGGCAGAACCUGAGCGGGCAUUUUGGCUCUGGGCCAUCAUGGAUGCAGAUCAUGGACUACACAACACCAUGGUAUAAACUUUUUAUUAUCAGCUUAUAAAUGAAUUUAUUAUUAAGGACUUCUGAUUAAAAAGAUGAACAUAUCUGGCAACGCAGCUAAGACUCACACAGUGACAGUGUUAAGGUGACCCACAAGUCUCACCCUCCUAAAGACUAAAGUUUUCUGCUGUAAAAGAAAGCUGUAAUAUAUACACAACCUAAAUGUUACGUGGGUGGCAUGUCAUUAAAGAAGGCGAAGGCUUGUAAAUUUAUCAGAUGCAGUUUGGCUUUUUAAAAAUUAUUCUGUGCCUAUUUACAAAGAAAUAUGGAAAACAAUUCUAAAAAAAUAAUUAAAAAUAAAAGCUAAACGUGUUUGCAAAAAAAAAAAAUAAAAAGAAAAAAGAGAAAGACUAAAGAGAAAGAAAACUAAAUCUCUCUGUACCAGGAAAGCAUGAUGAUGACUCUAGGGUGACAAUGUUAUAGGCACUUGCUAUUUCAGUAAUGUCUAUAUUCUAUAAAUAGUAUUUCAGACACUAUGUAGUCUGUUAGCUUUUAUAAAGACUGGUAGUUAUCUAAGCUUCAAACAUUUUCUCAAUUGUAAAAUAGGUGGGCACAAGUAUUACAAACCCUGAACUCCUCCCCAGUGGGACACAUCGUGUUUGUAAACACCGUCCGACACCCCUUGUUUGUAAGUGUUGUAUGUACUGUUGAUGUUGAUUAAAAAAAGAAGUUUAUAUCUUGAUUAUUUUGUUGUCUAAAGCUAAACAAAUCUUGCAUGCAGCAGCUUUUGACUGUUUCCAGAGUGCUUAUAAUAUACAUAACUCCCUGGAAAUUACUGAGCACUUUGAAUUUUUGGUUUGUUUUGUUCCGGUUUUUUAUGUCUAAAAUUGUCGGUUAAUAUAUUAUUUUACUUUCGAGUAAUAUUUUUAAUAUUGCCAUAUUCUGUGGUGGUUUUCUUUGUACGUUUCCGGUGUGGCACACGGUACGAGUCACUGCCUUCCCCCCCCCCCCCCCCCCCCCCCCCGUGGUGUACGACCGUUUGAAACGCUGAUUUAUUUGUUUUAUUUCAUUAUUUCCCUCUCGAUAACUCUUUCUUUGAGAAAGACGAUUUUAAUGUUUACAACAAUAAAACAUGUAAACGAA
Molecule: messenger RNA, 3516 nt
Organism: Pezoporus flaviventris
Lineage: Eukaryota; Metazoa; Chordata; Aves; Psittaciformes; Psittacidae
Gene: NR4A2
Product: nuclear receptor subfamily 4 group A member 2
Exons: 8
Coding region: 400-2196 (598 amino acids)
Biological process (GO): cellular response to corticotropin-releasing hormone stimulus; dopaminergic neuron differentiation; regulation of transcription by RNA polymerase II
Cellular component (GO): nucleus; transcription regulator complex
Molecular function (GO): RNA polymerase II cis-regulatory region sequence-specific DNA binding; nuclear receptor activity; zinc ion binding
Source: RefSeq, a predicted model, not a curated record